This is a messenger RNA of Trichoderma harzianum CBS 226.95, 2941 nucleotides long. RefSeq lists its product as hypothetical. The coding region runs from base 172 to 2751 and encodes 859 amino acids. Gene Ontology annotation, cellular component: nucleus; Slx1-Slx4 complex. The record is from RefSeq and is a predicted model, not a curated record. Lineage: Eukaryota; Fungi; Ascomycota; Sordariomycetes; Hypocreales; Hypocreaceae. Gene Ontology annotation, molecular function: DNA binding; 5'-flap endonuclease activity. Gene Ontology annotation, biological process: DNA repair; DNA replication. The transcript has a single exon.
CCGCUCUGUUGUAUGGACAGGACAAGGCGGGGAUAAAAGAGACGGAAUCGCAAUUCAUGCGCCGAAAGGCUUCCCGGAACUUUAUGAGUGUGGCCUCACGCGUCCAUCAUCGUGCUGCGCGUCAACCAUCUGAGAUGCGCUUUGCGCUCUCGGAGAUUUGCUGUCGGCGUGAUGGCAUCUCCUAAUGCCUUUCUCCUGUCGCCAUCACGAAGCAGCAACCAGAAAUCUCGCUUCUUUCCCUCAUCGUCGCCGGAUUUGCCAGCAGUCGGAGACAUAUUGUCACCCAAUGCCAAAAUCCGGUCUCUUAAACAUGGCAACCAAGCGUUGGUCAUCUCCUCCGACGAGGAGACGGAAAUCAAGAAGGCGGGCAACAAAGAGCAUACCGAACCUCUACUUGUUGGGCCGACUCCCUCAGUUUCAACCAGAUCUCGCACCAUGGAACCAGAUGAUAGUUCACUGUUAAUUAUUGAACCCCCUACCACACAUACGCCAGAGGCUCGGAGACACCACGCAACACCUCCUAAAUUCAGAGCGAAGUCGAGCUCUCCCGUGAAAGAUGAGCGCUGGAAAAUGUUCAAGUCCAAAGCAGAUAGUCCAAAAAGUGGGAUUGACGAGGCAAUACCCAUGGAAAUCGACAUGGUUGAGCCACCCUCUGCUCAGCAGCCGACGUUUGACCUAUCUUCUCCUGCAAUCAGAACCAAGUCUACACGGGCUGAAAACGAUAUCAAUGAGCCGCUCAUGCUAGAAGCGGCUACGGUUCGGCGCCUUGACUGGACUCCUCCAUCGAAUAAGACCGCAGCUAUUCUUCCGUUAGGUUCCCCCACUAUUGACGGCCUACAUUCACCAGGAGAAGCCCAGGAAGCGUCUAAAAGCUUUGAGCAGAUUCUUGAAGCCUACAAGUGCACCAUGGAUAAUCUGCAGCAAGAUGCCAGCAUGGCCUCGGAUUCAGAUACCUCCAUACUAAGAAAGCGGAAACUCGUCGAACUUGUUACGACAUCUGCAGCGCCUACAGAGCCGUCUCCUGGGGUGAAAACCAAGGCCCCUGUAAAGCAGAAAGCACCGAAGAAAAAGCCGCGCACCUUGACGGAAAUUGCAACAUCGGCGUAUAGAGUUCCAGAUCCUUCAGAACCAGCGCCGCCAGUCUUAGAUGACGACGCUACAAGCACAACCAAGGAGUCAGAUGCCCCAGCCGCUAAAGGGAAAAGCAAAGCGAAGCCGAGAAAGAGGAUAUCCAAGGGUGCAGCUAAGCAAAAGAAGAAAGCAACUCCACCCCCACGACCAAUUUUAUUACCUCCAACAGAGGCGCUCCAAGAAGUCGCAAGGCAAGAUUUUGUAUUUGGAACAUCAAGCCAACUAGCAAUUGAAAACUCGCCUACUUUUCUACGAGAGCUUCACGCUGCAAUGAGACGCUCGAACCAAACCGAGUAUAUAGAUCUCGAUACUCCUCUAAAUAGCGACGGCAUCGAGCCUCCGGAACGGAAGAGACUGUGGGCCGCUGCUGCUCGCGAUGUUGACGGAGAUUUAUUCGAUCUUGAGAUGAGCAGAAUCAUAGAAAGGUCAUCUCAGCUGCUACCUGUGGCAGCUGACGACGAUCCAUUCGGUUACACCGGCGUCGAUAGAAAGAUUACUGUGUCUGCUGUGAGUGUCGAUGGAGUCGAUACUAGUUUACAACACGUGUCCCUCAUCGACUCUGCCAUAAUUCCACAGCGCGAAAACAUUGAGCCUAUCCAACUAGUGGACGAGGACUCUGUGCUAAUAGGUAGUGAUAUCUCUACUGGAUCACCGAUACAGCGGCGCAUCAAAUCUGCUGCCAAUAGUCAACCCACAGAACCAAAAGACCCUUGCAUAGACGGCGAUCCGCAGCAAUCCGAGCCCCCUGUUUCAAAACCUUCCUUCGAAUUGUUCACAGAUGCCCAACUCUCCAAAGAAAUCGCCUCCUACGGCUUCAAGGCGGUCAAGUCGCGGCAAGCCAAAAUAUCCCUGUUGGAGCAGUGCUGGCAAGGCAAAAAUCAGUUAGAGCAUCCUGGUUCCAAGAGAACGCUUACUACCUCUGCAGCUAUAGGAGGAAAUGCUGCAAACAAUGAGGUCAAAACCCCUCGAGGACGACCAAGAAAGAAUAGUGCCAGCUCACCUGAGGUGCACGAACCUCCACCAUCUGCACAGGCGCCUGUUUCACCAUUAAAACGAGGGAGACCUAAGAAGGCCGCUUCGACCACCAAACGCAGCACGGCGAGCACUUCUAAAGGCAAAAAGGUGUCGACAGAGACUGUAGCAGAAGCAUCCACGGCGCGAAAGCCCAAAGCAGCGGCUGUCAAAGCUGUUGUGGAAAUUCCGGAUUCCGAAUCCGAUAGCGAUCUCGGCAUGUCGCCGAAUCCGAGCUCAUCUCCCGAGUCUGGAUUCUCACCGCCGCCAGCAGUCGACCUCUCCUUGUCACUCAUGGACGAUACGGAUCCAUCGCUAGUACUCACCUCAACUCAGGAUCGGUCUCUCAGCUACGAGUACAUCACUAAAGCUGUAAAAUCGGCGCCGAGAACAACCGAUCCGGCAAACCCUUCAUGGCACGAGAAGAUGUUGCUCUAUGAUCCAAUUGUGCUAGAAGAUUUCACUACGUGGCUGAAUUGCGGGCAAUUAACGCGCGUGGGCUUUGAUGGCGAAGUGAGCACCAUGGAAGUGAAGCAAUGGUGCGAGUCAAAGAGUAUAUGCUGCCUAUGGAAAGUGAAUUUGCGUGGUAAAGAAAGGAAACGAUAUUAAUAAAGCAUGGAAGAGCAUGGAUACGGACGUAUAGGAGUUUUUGGCGGGUUAUAUUUUCUCUUCCUCUUGUUCUAUAGCCUUUUUACGAUGUUGCAUAGGAAUUUUGUAUAGUAUAUGCCAUGAUGCUUCUCACGACGCAACGUUAUUCAGAUGUUAUUACUCAUGAUCUUUGCAGGCCCAUUUUAUCUCC